UAAAAAAAAAAAACAUAGGGUUGGCUACCAUCUCAUCUACUCCUCUUGUAGUCAUUAAUAUCUCUUCCUCAGCUUUUUUUCCCCUCUGUUUAAACUUCAAUCCCUUUCCUUUUUCUUCAUUUUCAUACAAUUUGGUGAAAGCAAUAAAAUUCUCUUUACUUUGUGAACAUCAGAGUAAUGGCAACUACGGCAUUUGUAGAAUUCAGUGUUGUUGUUCGUCCUCAAUCGAAUUUCGUUAAUACUUCAUACUUGCAGCAGCUUCAUAGUCAUCGUCCCUUUUUAUUCCUCAGCAUUCCCAAAUCAACUGCUGCUCUCUCAUUCACUCAAUCUCAAGGUUUUGGAUGUGGAAUUGAGAGACAACAGUGUGAUCGUCGGGAUUUUGUUCAAACAUCAGCUGUUCGAGAGUUGGCUGGUUCUCUUAUUUCUGCCCAAGGACAUCGUUUUGCUAUUGUGGUGGCACGUUUUAAUGAUCUGAUCACCAAGAAGCUUUUGGAGGGAGCUUUGAACACAUUCAAGAGUUACUCAGUUAGAGAAGAAGACAUUGAUGUUGUGUGGGUUCCUGGUAGUUUUGAAAUUGGUGUUGUCGCUCAGCAACUUGGCAAGUCAAGAAAGUAUCAAUCAAUAUUGUGUAUCGGUGCGGUGAUUAGAGGUGAUACCUCCCAUUAUGAUGCUGUGGUUAAUGCUGCCACGUCUGGAGUACUUUCCGCAGGUUUAAAUUCAGGUACAAUUCUUGAGCAUUAUUAGCGCUUCCUGUGGUACGUUAAUCUUCAUGAGAUAUGGAAAUGACAUAUCCUAGAUAUCAUGUCCACUCACAACUGGUCCCUAUCCUUAUUAUUGGUAGUUCCUUCACUCCUAGGUGAUUAACUCUCUGUUACUCGGAGCAUAAUUUGAGUUUCUUAUCCUUUCUUUUAAGAUGGUUAACUUUGGGUGUCCGAGUAAGAGUUGGUAAGUCCGUGUGUAUUUAUUCUAAUGCCAUGUGUGUCAAACAGUGAGUUGUAGAUUAUUUUUCUUCCUCUGGUUUUAAAAUUUGGGUCUAUGAAAGAGUACCAAUUUUUGUUCUUUAUAUGUAUUGCUUAGUUUUAGUAUGAAAAAAGGAAUUGAGUAUUUUAUGAAUUGUGGUAAGAGAAAAGAAUGUCGUUAACUAUUGGAGCGUGUUACCUGUUAAAAAUCUAGGAAUUUAUGUAUGACUGUACUUGUCAAGCGAAAAACCACAUUGUUUAAUUUACUUGUUCAGAAUUGAGAACCAUGUGAUUCUUGGAAGUUUUGAAUGUUAUGUAUUAUUAAAGGCGUCGAACAACUUAACAUUAAAAUAUGGUUCGUAUUUCAUGGUGUGAGAUGUAAUGUUUAAGUAAUUGUAUAACAAUAGGGAGUUCUCUGAAAACUUUCUACUUGACCUCUAAUACAGUGUAUCUAUUUUGUGUUACUGUGCUAGCAAGUUCUCAUGUGUCAAAGCACAGGAAUCUCACUUUACACAUGAAAAAUCAAAGACAAGAACGUAAAUGGUUGAGUCAUCUUAGAGUAUUACCGUUUACCAAUUGGUUAACUCCUGCACACUCAAUUUCCUUCUUUUCUAAUCCACUGCAGUACAAGUAGAAAUGAUACAUCCGUACUUUUGUCACUCUUUGUUAAUUAUAAGAAGAUUGCUCUUAUAAGGACUAUAAUGCAAUAGCCAGUUCUACAUCUUUAUCAAAUCCUGUAAUAACUACAGCUACUUUAAAUUUAUAAGCUAUUCUAUAGUCAUUAUUAGCUGC
Molecule: messenger RNA, 1751 nt
Organism: Solanum lycopersicum (tomato)
Lineage: Eukaryota; Viridiplantae; Streptophyta; Magnoliopsida; Solanales; Solanaceae
Product: 6,7-dimethyl-8-ribityllumazine synthase, chloroplastic
Biological process (GO): riboflavin biosynthetic process
Cellular component (GO): riboflavin synthase complex; intracellular anatomical structure
Molecular function (GO): 6,7-dimethyl-8-ribityllumazine synthase activity
Source: RefSeq, a predicted model, not a curated record